Messenger RNA from Mytilus californianus (California mussel), 3132 nucleotides. Its product is annotated as protein sel-1 homolog 1-like. The transcript has 18 exons. The coding region runs from base 303 to 2978 and encodes 891 amino acids. NCBI's taxonomy places the organism in Eukaryota, Metazoa, Mollusca, Bivalvia, Mytilida, Mytilidae. The record is from RefSeq and is a predicted model, not a curated record. Gene Ontology annotation, biological process: ERAD pathway. Gene Ontology annotation, cellular component: endoplasmic reticulum membrane. Gene Ontology annotation, molecular function: protein binding.
UUGUUGCACAUGGUAGUUUUAGUUCUACUAACAUUGUGGGUGAUCUAUCUAGCACUUCUAACUAUAAUCCUAGUAGCACUUCUAAUAAGCAUGUCCAAACUAAAUCUGAUGACUUACCACACAAUUCAGUGAGGCGAGAUCAGACUUCAAGAUUUAAAGGAAAAGAUGGAAAGAGUAACUUACCCCAUGGUCAGAACAAUGGUGGCAGUGCUGAAGGUUAUGAUGCCUCUGGAUGGGAAAAACAAAACAGGAAUGGUAAGUGGUCUUCCCGUUUAAAGAUAGAAGAAUCUGUUGAAGUGGAGAUGCAGAAAGAUGAUGGGUCCACAAUAGAAAAUGAAAAACAGUGGAGUGGCAAAGAAAUAGAUUUGGAAAAUGUAAUGACAAGUCAGGAAAGCAGUCAGACUAUGGAGUCUGAAGAAGAAAAAUUGCAAAACCUCAAUGAACAGCUGUUGAAGAAAAUAAAUCCACAAGCUUUUGAACAACUGAAGCCUAUAUUUGAAAAACAGUUUAAAGAAGCAUUAAAGACCUUGAAUCAGAGAAAACAACCAAAUACUGAUCAGGUAGAUGAGACAGGAAAAACUAAGGAUGAAAAAUAUCACAGAGAUAAUAUGAAUGUUGUUGUAGACCAGGAAAAGCUGAAACAUUUUGAUAAAAAAGUUAAAGAGGCGUACAAACAGAAGGCUACAGAAACAUAUGCCCAAAUACAAGAGACGUUGAAGACGUGGAAAGCUACUAAAGAAAGUAUAAAAGAUAAGCAAAUUGAAGCGAAUCCUGUAGAUUGGCGGACUGCUUAUUAUGAUAUGCCUGUUUUUGACUUGAUGGAAGGGAGGCAAGAGUAUAUAAAGACUUUUUACCAAAAUAAAUACCCAGAAUCUUAUACACAACCAAGAAAAUAUACAAUGGAUGACUUUCCCAAGAUUAUUAAUGAGAAAAGACUUAACAUGGAUUUGGUAGAUCAGAUCAGUAGGAGUAUAAAUGGAAACAAGAAAAGAGAGGCUAUUAUCUAUAGACCAAAUAAAGAAGGAACAGUCAGAGGACAAGUCUAUCAGAUGACAAUAGAACCAUCAGGGGAGAUCACUACAGAGGUAAAACAAUACAUUCAGCCUGGUUCCCCUCCCCAGUUAGUGUCCCAGAAUCAGAAGUUAGAAGAUAUAUAUGUGCAAGAAAAGCAAGCAAAAGAAGAAGUAGAAGAAAAGCCCUUGUCACCAGAAGAACUUAAAGCUGAAGAAUACUACAAGCAAGGAGAGGCUCUUAUAAAUGAAACAUUCCAGAAAGACUACCAUCAAGCACACCAGUUUUUCAAGAUGGCUGCUGAUCUAAAUCAUACAAAAGCUUUAGAACAUAUUGCUUUUGCCUACCUGUUUGGAGAUUAUAUGCCACAGAAUAUUGAAAAAGCUAAAGAAUUAUUUGUGGAUUUGUCAAACAGAGGGUCACCAAGGGGACAAUUGGGUAUGGGAUUUCUCAGUAGUGCAGGAAUUGCAGUCAACUCCAGUCAGGCAAAGGGUUUGAUAUUCUACACAUUUGCUUCACUUGGAGGUGAUCCAUUGGCACAGAUGACAUUAGGUUACAGAUAUUGGUCUGGGAUAGGAGUAGAGACCAAGUGUGAAUCUGCAUUAACUUAUUACAAGAAAGCAGCAUCAACUGUGGCAGAUGCUGUUACAUUUUCAAGUGGUCCUGCCAUACAGAGAAUCCGAUUACAUGAAGAAGCAGAAAAUCAAAACUCAGGUCAAAGUGCAUUGAUGGAUGAUGAUUUACUACAGUAUUAUCACUUUCUAGCAGACAAAGGUGAUGUUCAGGCUCAGGUUGUUCUAGGACAGCUGUAUUACCAAGGUGGAAGAGGAGUACCAGUAGAUCAUGAGAGAGCUCUACAUUAUUUUAUGAUGGCAGCAGAGUCAGGGAAUGCCAAUGCACUGGCUUAUCUGGGGAAGAUGUACACAGAAGGUAGUGCAGCAGUGGAACAGAAUAACCAGACAGCCAUGAUGUACUUCAAAAAUGCAGCAGAUAAGGGAAAUGCAGUAGGUCAGACUGGUCUUGGAAUGAUGUACAUGUAUGGAAAAGGUGUGGCAAAGGAUUUUAAUAAGGCUUAUAAAUACUUCCAAUUAGCAGCAGAUCAAGGAUGGGUAGAUGGACAGUUACAGCUUGGUAUUAUGUACUUCAGUGGUAAAGGAGUAAGAAGGGAUUAUAAAAUGGCUGUUAAAUACUUUAACUUGGCUGCUCAAGGAGGACAUGUGUUAGCUUAUUUUAACCUAGCACAGAUGCAUGCUACAGGGACAGGGGUACUAAGGAAUUGUCAUACAGCUGUAGAGUUUUUCAAAAAUGUGGCAGAAAGGGGACGCUGGGCUGCUAUGUUACAAGAAGCUCACACACUGUAUAAAGAAGGAAAUGUUCAUCAGGCUUUAAUGAAAUACACAUUCCUUGCAGAUUUAGGAUAUGAAGUGGCUCAAUCAAAUGUGGCAUAUAUUUUGGAUAAUGGUGAAGUUGGAUUAUUUGUGGAAGAUGAAAUUUAUCAGCGAGCUUUACUUCACUGGGGUAGAGCUGCUUCCCAAGGAUCUACUAUAGCUAGGCUCAAGAUGGGAGAUUAUCAUUACUAUGGAUAUGGUACUAAAGUAGACUAUGAAUCAGCAGCUAGUCAGUACAGACUAGCAUCGGAACAGCAACAUAAUGCUCAGGCCAUGUUUAAUCUGGGAUAUAUGCAUGAACAGGGUCUUGGUCUUAAACAGGAUCUGCAUCUAGCCAAAAGAUUUUAUGACAUGGCUGCAGAAACUAGUAUAGAUGCUAAAGUUCCAGUUAUGUUAGCUUUAUUUAAAUUAGGAGUAUUUUAUGGUGCUGAUGUAUUUAAUAAAGAAAUAGAAGAAAUGAAUAAUUUUUUCCAAAAACUAGAUCCAAGAUAUUUAUUUGGUCCUGACUGGGAUAUGUAUUUGAUAACUUUUUUUGCAUUGUCAAUAGGAUUAAUUAUUUUAUUACGAAGAAUAAGAUAGUUGUGAUGUAUUUUGUUACAUAUGUGUGUUCAUAAGAAUUUUGAUAAAAGUGGGUGGUUGAGAGGUGUAUGUAAGCAUGAUUGCUGUGGGAGUAGCUGUGUGUAAGGAUUUUAUGGUGACUGUUGAUUUUAUAUUAAUAAAAAUAUUUAUUACA